Messenger RNA from Anopheles arabiensis, 591 nucleotides. RefSeq names its product putative nuclease HARBI1. The record is from RefSeq and is a predicted model, not a curated record. Bases 1 to 591 code for a protein of 196 amino acids. The transcript has 3 exons. Lineage: Eukaryota; Metazoa; Arthropoda; Insecta; Diptera; Culicidae.
AUGAUUUUCUCCCACUUCGUAAGUGACGAUAGCGGCAGUGAAAAAGAAACAACGGUAGAUCUGGCAAAACAGCGCCGACUGCUUCGAAGUGUUUUCGACCCGUUACAGCUUUCUAACCAAGCAUUUAAGAAAAAUUUUCGUGUAUCGAAGGAAAUUUUCCUUGACAUUCUGGCGGAGAUCGAGCCCAAGUUCCCACCGGUUAAGGGAAAGGGGCUUAAGCCAAAUGAAAUUUUGGCUGCUGCUCUGCGAUUUCUAGCUGAAGGCAGCUACCAAAAUGGAACCGGUAAUGAUUACAAAAUAGCUAUUGCCCAGCCUACUUUCCCGGUAGCCUUUGCAAAGUGUUUGAACAUUAUCGAAGAAACUCUUGGGAACAAAUGGAUCUCUUUAGCGAUGGAACCAAAUGAGCAACAAGAUGCACGACGAUACUUCUUCUCAAAAAGUGGCAUUCCUGGUGUAGUGAUGUGUGUUGAUGGUACACACAUAAAAAUUAUUGCGCCUGUGGACGAUUACGAUCAGCAUUAUAACCGGAGGGGCUAUUACAGCCUAGACGCGAUGAUUGUCAUGCUGGAUACCCGUCAAAACCAUGGUUAA